This is a messenger RNA of Entrophospora sp. SA101, 1026 nucleotides long. NCBI's taxonomy places the organism in Eukaryota, Fungi, Glomeromycota, Glomeromycetes, Entrophosporales, Entrophosporaceae. The record is from the annotation of a GenBank genome assembly.
AUGGCAGAUUCAAAUACAACAACAAAUACUAAAGAAAAAGAAGAACCGGAAAUGACAAGCAAAGAUUAUUAUUUUGAUUCAUAUGCACAUUUCGGAAUUCAUGAAGAGAUGCUUAAAGAUGAAGUUCGAACACUCUCAUAUCGUACAGCAAUUUAUCAGAAUAAACAUUUGUUCAAAGAUAAAAUAGUACUAGAUAUAGGGAGUGGAACAGGAAUCUUAUCGAUGUUUGCAGCAAAAGCUGGCGCCAAACAUGUUUAUGGAAUUGACAUGUCAAGUAUCAUUGAUCAGGCACGGCAAAUAAUUGCAGAUAAUAAAUUAGACGAUAAAAUUACCCUGAUUAAAGGCAAGAUGGAAGAAGUAAAAUUACCGGUUGACCAAGUUGACAUCAUCAUUUCAGAAUGGAUGGGUUAUUUUCUUUUAUAUGAAUCAAUGCUAGAUACUGUCAUAAUUGCGCGAGAUAAAUACUUGAAACCUGGUGGUAUGAUAUUUCCUGAUAAAGCCACAAUGUUUCUUUCUGCCAUUGAAGAUGGAGAAUACAAAGAAGAAAAAAUUGAAUUUUGGAAUAAUGUUUAUGGCUUUGAUUUCAGUUCAAUUAAAUCAGUUGCGCUCAGAGAACCAUUAGUAGAUGUUGUUAAUUAUAAAGCUAUUGUCACAAAGCCAAUUGCAAUAAAAGAAAUUGAUAUUAAUACAGUUCAGAAAUCAGACCUUGAUUUUAAAGCUCCAUUCACUCUAACUACACUCAGAGAUGAUUAUAUUCAUGCGUUUAUUUCUUGGUUCGAAAUUACCUUUUCAGUGUGUCAUAAACCAAUUCAUUUCAGUACAGGGCCGCAUGCUAAAUAUACACAUUGGAAACAAACUGUGUUUUAUAUAAAUGAGUCAAUUAUUGUUAAAGAAGGAGAAACAAUUGCCGGGUCUUUGACUUGUUCACCUAACAAGAAAAAUAAUCGAGAUUUAGAUAUUGAAAUUAGUUAUGAGUUUUCAAGUGAUGCAGGAAACUUUUCUGAAGUGUGCAAAUAUAAAAUGUGA